Molecule: messenger RNA, 6932 nt
Organism: Syngnathoides biaculeatus (alligator pipefish)
Lineage: Eukaryota; Metazoa; Chordata; Actinopteri; Syngnathiformes; Syngnathidae
Gene: sv2ca
Product: synaptic vesicle glycoprotein 2Ca
Exons: 15
Coding region: 430-2634 (734 amino acids)
Biological process (GO): chemical synaptic transmission; transmembrane transport
Cellular component (GO): membrane
Molecular function (GO): transmembrane transporter activity
Source: RefSeq, a predicted model, not a curated record
AUGAAUCUUCCUAAAGUCUCAUAUUGUGUUCCUGGCUGCUGUAUAAUAUAAUAUAGUACAGGAGCAGUAGUAAUACUACUAGUAGUACUUUUUGUUGUCCCCGCAAACAGAAAUUUAAGUACAUACCGUAUUUGAAUUUAGAAAGGAUGUGACUUCGAAUUUUGUGUUCCAUAGCGAGCCAUUUUUAACUCGCCACUGUUUUAACAAAUAUCGUCACUCGGUUAAGAAGUAUCAGGAAGUGGCGGCCACAAGAGAAGCGAAGGGCCCGAGAGGAAAUGCCCGUGAGAUUUAUUCAACAUACAUCGCACAAUGGGGGUUAAGAAGCGCUCUCUACUUUUCCUGCCAUCAAUGAAGACUCAGUGAUUGGUCCGUUCCCAGCGUAAACCCGCCUUCGCUCGUCUUCCCAGUGCGGCAACUGGUUAAACCAGAAUGGAGGACACUUACAAUAACAGGACUUCCCUGGUUAAAGGGGCCAAGGACAUGGUCAAAGAGGCAAAGCGGCAGGCGACCAAGAAGGUCAACAGGGUGGUGGACCGUGCCGCGGAUGAAUAUUCAUCCCACCACAACUAUUCACGGUUCCAGGACGAUGCAGACGACGACGAGGAUUUCUACAGGAAUCCACCUCAGCAAGACGGAGAGGGUUACCACGACAAUGACGAGGGCUCCAGCGACGCCACCGAGGGCCACGACGACGAGGACGAAAUCUACGAAGGCGAAUACCAGGGGGUCCCCUCCACAGGCGACAAAAAGCUUAAAGAGGGCCAAGUGGCCCUGGGGCAACCGAUGUCCGAUGCGGUCCGGGACAGAAAGGAGCUGGAGCAGGAGCGACGGGCGGACGAGGAGGAGCUGGCGCAGCAGUACGAGCUCAUCAUCCAAGAGUGCGGCCACGGGAGGUUCCAGUGGCAGCUGUUCCUGGUGCUCGGACUGGCCCUCAUGUCGGACGGGGUUGAGGUCUUCGUGGUGGGCUUUGUGCUUCCCAGCGCCGAAACAGACAUGUGUGCGCCCGACUCCAGUUCAGGAUGGCUAGGGAGCAUUGUUUACUUGGGGAUGAUGCUGGGAGCGUUCUUUUGGGGAGGAAUGUCCGACAAAGUGGGCCGCAGACAGUGCCUCCUCGUCUGCAUGUCCACCAACGGCUUCUUCGCCUUCCUGUCAUCUUUCGUCCAGGGAUACGGCGUCUUCCUCGUUUGCCGCCUCGCCGCCGGCUUCGGGAUAGGAGGCGCAGUGCCCAUUGUUUUCUCUUUCUUUGCAGAGGUCUUAUCGAGGGAGAAAAGAGGCGAACACCUGAGCUGGCUCUGUAUGUUUUGGAUGAUUGGCGAGAUCUACGCAUCUGCCAUGGCGUGGGCCAUUAUACCGCAUUAUGGAUGGAGUUUCAGCAUGGGUUCAGCGUACCAGUUCCACAGUUGGCGAGUGUUUGUGGUGGUCUGCGCCCUGCCCUGCGUGUGCGCCGUGGUCGCGCUUACCUUCAUGCCGGAAAGCCCGAGAUUUUAUCUCGAGGUGGGGAAGCACGACGAAGCCUGGAUGAUCCUCAAACAAAUCCACGACACCAACAUGAGAGCGCGUGGGCAGCCGGAGAAAGUCUUCAGCGUUAACAGGAUAAAGAUCCCAAAGCAGCUUGACGAGCUGAUCGAACUGGAGUCUGAAUCCGGAAAUCCAGUUUCCAAAGCCAUCUUCCGGAUGAAGGCUGAAAUCCACGGGAUCUAUCUGAACCUCAUGAAGUGUUUCAACUACCCGAUGCGAGAAAAUAUGAUGCGGCUCGCCGUCGUGUGGUUCACGCUGUCUUUCGGGUAUUAUGGUCUGUCCGUAUGGUUCCCCGAUGUCAUCAAACACCUCCAGGCGGACGAAUACGCCUCCAAAGUGCAAAUCCACAACAGCGAACGCAUCGAGGACUUCACCUUCAACUUUACUCUGGAGAACCAGAUCCACAAGAAUGGACUUUUCAUCAAUGACCGAUUCAUCAACAUGAAACUCAAAUCCGUCACCUUUGUCGACUCCACCUUUCGUAACUGCUACUUUGACGACGUCACGUCGGUGGGAUCCUAUUUCCAUAACUGCACGUUCGUCGACGCCUUCUUCUUCAACACGGACAUCGACGACUCCAAGCUGAUGGACGGCACCGAGGUGGUCAACAGCACGUUCACCCACAACAAGACGGGAUGCCAGAUGACGUUUGAUGACGAUUACAGCGCCUACUGGGUUUACUUCAUCAACUUCUUGGGAACCUUGGCCGUUCUACCUGGGAACAUCGUGUCCGCUCUCCUCAUGGACAAAACGGGCCGCCUGUCCAUGUUAGGUGGCUCCAUGGUGUUGUCGGGCAUCAGCUGCUUCUUCUUGUGGUUCGGGACCAGUGAGUCCAUGAUGAUUUUCAUGCUGUGCCUUUACAACGGCUUGAGCAUCUCUGCCUGGAACUCCCUCGAUGUGGUCACGACCGAAUCUUUCCCGACUGCUCAGAGAGGAACUGGCUUCGGAUUCUGCAACGCCCUUUGUAAGAUGGCCGCCGUCUUGGGAAACCUGAUUUUCGGGUCUCUGGUUGGCAUCACGAAGGCCAUCCCCAUCCUGAUGGCGUCGUCAGUUCUAGUGGGGGGAGGCCUGGUCGGCCUCCGGUUGCCAGAUACCAGGGCGAAUGUCCUCAUGUAAACAGCGGCAUCACCGUGGUACAACCUCGAUAAAACACGGAGCUUCGGGGGGAUAAGCGAUCGUAGCGAAAAGAGGGAAAGUGGCUUGGGUCAUACAUGCAUGCGGUGGAUAUCAAAAGUCUACACCGGGGGUCUCAAACUCAAUUUAUCUUGGGGCCGCUGGAGGCGGAGUCUGGCUGAAGCUGGGCCGCAAUCUCGAUGUACGUGGAAUUUAAAUUGGAAAUUCAAAGCAAUCAAAAAUAAAAAAUAAAAUAAGAUGAAGAAGGAUGCUGGUGCUUACAGCUUGUGUGCAAAACAAAAAAACUCUCCUUGGCAACGCUGCUGUAACUUUCUCUCACUGAAAAUUGUUUCUCUGCUUGCAUCAAGCCCGGUCAGUGUCACACCCCCGAUAGCCACCUACCCCACCGUGAUUGGUCGGCUCGUCAGCUCCGCACACAACACUGUAAAAGUGCCAUCCAUAUAAAACUCGAGGUUCGCAUUAUCAUUAUACUUUCAUAUGAAGAUGGGGGCCACAAAACAUCGUCUCGUGGGCCGCAAAUGGCCCGAGGGCCGCCAGUUUGAGACCACUGGUCUACACCCUAUGUUAACAACCAAACACACACUUGAAAUCUACUGAACACGUGUAAAAAUGUAUUUUGCUCCAAUGAAACCAAGGUUGAAUGAACUUCAUUAUUGCAAUUGUUUUUUUUUUCAAAUUUUAUUUCCCCACUCUAAGAUAUUUUAAAAUGUGACAUUUUAACAGGGGUGUGUAGACUUUUUUUUUUAAUAUCCACUGUAUCCUAAAUGUAUUAAUCAUAUGUAUCUUAUUAGUAAAGCAGUGCAGCAAUUUAACCAUAGGUCAGCAGUACCAGAUUUCUCCCAAUUUAAUUAAUAAUUGUGCGUUUAUUUUAUCUGGAGAUUAUGGAAAAUGCAGCUGAGGGUCUCACACGUUUCCCACUAAAACUUUGGUUUCAUUUUCAUUUUGGAGGGAUCCCGGUUGUAGCCAGCAUCUUUUAUAGCGUUCUCACCUUUCUUAAACUCGAGGCUUUUAAUAUAAUAUUAAUAUUCUUAUUCAGAGGAGCCAGAUGGGGAGAAAAGUGCAAAACAAGCCGUUAAUGAGCUCAGCCAGCCGGCCGUGUGAUAACGGAGGGGAAUAGAUGAUCAGACGGCGCGGCAGCUGGUUUUUUGCUGCAAACACAACAACACGUUGCAGAUGGUCAGGCACAGUGCAGACAAAAAAAAAAUAAAAAUACAUGAAAGCUCAUAUAGAGACCACGCUGAACAUUCGCUCGUACUGUAUAGAGCUCGUGCACCUCCGUCCAAAAAUCACGUGACUUUGGUUUACCUCGCCAUAUUGUUGGUCAAGCUAAGCAUCGCUAAAUGCUGAGUCGGUUGGAGACGACACGGAAAUACGUCUUGUAGAACGACGCCCAGAGUCUUGUCCGAUACCGUCGGAUAUUUAGCAGGUGAAAAUAAAUGAAGGCAUGUGGAAAAAUUAGAUAAACUCGGCAUAGAGGACUCGUAUUUAAUGCAGAAAUCGAUGUUUUCGGCGAUCAGAAAUUGGACUGUUAAUUCGCUUCCGCUUGUCUUGGACAACUGGAUCUACACAUGGAUCUGGUGAGUCAGUAAGUAUAAAAGUCUGGCCGCAUACGAAUACUUCGUUGCAGGAUCUGUUCUCACCAGGAAUAAAGCCCACAUAGUGACGGGUUGACGGCUCGUGAACACGGAAGCGUGUUCGGCCACACGUUAACCUUUGCCGGAAUCCAUCGAUCUUUUCAGCUAGUAUUCAUUACAAAUACCAAUAUUUAAAUAAGUGACCCCUAGUUUUACACAAAUUCUCAACCAUUAACUAUUAUAGGGGGGGAAAAAAUGGAACGCACACGGAAGCGAUUAGGGUCACACUUAACCUCCGUGACAGUUUUUUUUAAACACGCAUUGUUCUCACAAAAGACAAAACUGGGAUUAUAAAUACUUUUUGCUCAUUUGAGAUUGAGAAGAAUAAUUCCUACCUGAAAUGAAGCGAUCGCUACACAGUCGUGUGUGCGUAUUUUGGUCGGGCACCAGCCAUCAUGUUUAAUUGCCGAAAUCCAUGGAUCAUUUCUGGUCUUUUCAGAUGGUAUUCCAUAGAAUGAUCAGGUCGAGUGAUGAGGCUGAAAUUUUAAAUUGAAGGUAUCGUGUAUCAUGUGAUUAGCGGCUAUGCCCCACAAGUAGGAUGUGACCUUGAGUUGAAAGGGAAAUUUUGGAAGGACCUAGACGAAUUAGUCCUGAUUGGUGCAGAUUUCGAUGGACAUGUUGGCGAAGGAAAUAUGGUCGAUGAAGAAGUGAUGGGUCAGUACGGCAUUCAGCAAAGGAACUUUGAGGGUCAGUUGGUGGUGGACUUCGCAUAAAGGAUGGAAUUGGCAGUGGUGAACACUUAUUUCCAGGAGAGACAGGAACAUAGAGUGACCUACGAGAGCCGAGGUAGGAGCACUCGGGUGGAUUAUAUUUUGUGCAUACGAUAUACCAGGUUGCCAGGCUACCGGGUUGGAUAGGAUUCGAAACGAGCUCAUUAGAGCGACAGCCAAAGUUGGAUGUUUUGGAGACAAGGUUCGAGAGAGCAGACAGAGAGUGAGGAUAUCGGUAGAAGGGUGCUGAGGAUGGAGCUGCCGGGCAAUAGAGCGAGAGGAAGACCAAAGAAAAGGUUGAUGGAUGUGGUGAGGGAAGACAUGAAGACAGUUGGUGUUAAAGAAGAUCAUGCACGAGAUGGGCUUAGCUUGAAAAAGAUGACACGCUGAGGCGACCCCUAACGGGACAAGCCGAAAGGAAAAGAAGAAGAAGAUUCCACAGAACGAUCUCUUUGAGUAUCCGUCUCUUCUGUCGUGACAACCAAGAGCACAACCGGUCUCGGGUAUCGUAAAUAUUCUCCUCCGGUUCAAUGUCGAGCAGCUCUGUUUGACGGGCAAUAUGGCGCCGUUGAAACGGUGACGCCACCUGCACGAGCUCUGUCGGCGUUUGGAAACUUCCCCAAAGUAGAUGUAGGAUACCAAGCCCUUUGUGUUUGUUGCCUUUCAACGUAGAUUAAAAAAAAAAAUAAUCCCAUUGUGAUAUUAGAGUGAUUGGGCCACACAUUGAAACCAACCUUUGAUUAUGUUCAAUAACUACGUGGGGGAAAAAAAUACAACCUCAGCGCUUUUCCUCUGAUUCUGCUUUACGUGGCGCGCUUGAGUGAGCAACCUACGAUAAUGACGAGAAACAAAUACUGAAUGCCUUUUUCAACGUGCCUCUCCUGAGCUGGAGCAGUCCUACCCGUUGUCACGUGGGACCCUGAGGUUGACGAUAUAAUCUGAACUAUACAUUAAAAAAAAAAAAAAAAUGUAAAAAAAAGAUCUUUCUGUGAACGUAUGUUCAAUCCUGUUCAAUUCUGAAUCAGUUUUUCUCUUUCUUUAGACUUAAUUAUAUACAUUGAAAUGUUUAUUUUUGCUGAGAAACAAUUCUUAAAAAAUUAAAAUAGCAAUUUACAUAUUUAUCUCAUUAUUAUGUGUAAGAUACCAUGAUAAGAAUGCAACAAAAAUGCAAAUAACUCAUAUAUGAAAAAAUACAGUAAUAAUAUAUUUGUCUAAUACUAUUAACAUUUCAAAAUAAGUACAUGUAUUUUGUUUAUUGUGUUUAAUUUAUAGAUUCAAUUCUGUACCCGCCGUAGACAAAAAAGUAUAUUUACAUAUUAAACUGAAUUAAUGAGAGAAAUUUAUUUUGCAAACUUUAUUUUGCUUAAGGCGUCGGGGUAUUGAUUAAAUGUACCUGCACGUGAGCGUGCGCGUGUGUCUAUGUGCGUCCAAGCAUGCAUGUGUGCGCAUAUUAACGUUUCAGAUUGUAAAUAAUGUACAUAAUCAAUGCUGAUAUUAGUGGAGUGUGUAUAAGCAAGUGUGAUUGCGUUGUGUGCCCGCAGCCGCCGUGUUCAUGUCGUGCGUCAUUGCAAGUCCUUGGCUAUCUAACUUCCGGUCUCUCCCACUCUCGACACAGUUUUGCGCGCGCGCCUGCGUUUACUUGCAUGUCGAAAAUAUGUUACCGUACGCUAUUUUUUUUGGUUUUGCUUUGAACUCUUUUAUCAGAAAAAUGACGGCAAUAUCCAGACGUUUCUUGAAGAAAAAAAUGUGAAUGUAGUCACUCUUGUAAGGAGGUGGGAAGCAAAUGUACGUGGACAGUAAAGUUGUGCGUAUCAUUGUGAUUAUCGGGCCUGCCGGUCGUUGCUGCAAGUUGCUGUUCUGAGGCCCGUAAGUGUGACGAUAAGAAGUGAAAAUGGCAGUUUGUGUUGCUUUUCAAAAUAUAGACAAUAAAAAAUUC